Mesocricetus auratus (golden hamster) is the source of this 10009-nucleotide messenger RNA. RefSeq names its product maltase-glucoamylase 2 (putative) (gene Mgam2). The transcript has 48 exons. Gene Ontology annotation, biological process: carbohydrate metabolic process. Gene Ontology annotation, molecular function: carbohydrate binding; alpha-1,4-glucosidase activity. Bases 31 to 7923 code for a protein of 2630 amino acids. NCBI's taxonomy places the organism in Eukaryota, Metazoa, Chordata, Mammalia, Rodentia, Cricetidae. The record is from RefSeq and is a predicted model, not a curated record.
GGCACGAAAAAACGACAAGACAGCGAUGAGAUGGCGAGAAAGCUCAGUAUAUUGGAAAUCCUUCUGAUCACUUUCAAUAUAGUUGCGUUGGCGGUAGACAUCCUUCUGUUGCUUCUUGUGCUGGAGAACCCUUCAGGUUCAUUUACUCCCGAGUGUCCAAACAUCGCUGAGUCAGAAAGAAUAGACUGUGCGCCCGGGAAGGUGGUGACAGAGGAUGUCUGCCGAUGGCAGCAUAAAUGUUGCUGGAAGCCAGCGGCAGAUACGAAAGCCCCUGCCUGCUUCUUCCCUAGGAACUGGGGAUAUGAAAUCACCAGUGUCCGCACAAACACAAGCACAGGGUUGACUGCUCGGUUGAAAAAAUUGUCAUCCCCAUCUCUUUUUGGAAAUGAUAUUGCCGAUGCCCUCUUCACAGCUGAAUACCAGACAUCCAAUCGUUUUCAUUUUAAGAUCACUGAUUUCAAUGAGAUGCGCUAUGAAGUCCCUCAUGAAAACAUUAACCUCUUGAACGGGACUGCUGAUGAAUCCCUUUUGAACUACUACAUAGAGGUCAUCAACAAGACCUUCAGCAUCCGAAUAGUGCGGAAGAGCAACAAAAGAGUCUUGUUGGACACAGGCAUUGGGCCCCUCUACUUUGCCCAGCAGUACCUGCAGCUGUCUUUCCGACUGCCCAGCUCCAAUGUGUACGGGCUGGGGGAGCACGUGCACCAGCAAUACCUCCACAACAUGAGCUGGAACACCUGGCCCAUCUUCACCAGGGACACUACGCCCGUAGAGGGCAAGGUUAACCUGUAUGGAGCACACACCUUCUUCUUGUGCCUUGAAGAUACCAGUGGGGCUUCUUUUGGAGUUUUUCUGAUGAACAGCAAUGCUAUGGAGGUCACUCUUCAGCCUGCUCCUGCCAUCACUUACCGUACCACUGGUGGCGUUCUUGACUUUUACGUCUUGCUGGGAAACACACCAGAGCAAGUGGUUCAGGAGUAUCUGGAGGUUGUUGGACGAUCAUUCUUGCCUUCAUAUUGGAGCCUUGGAUUUCAACUCAGCCGCAGGGAUUAUGGUGGCCUUGUUGGGUUGAGAGAGGUUGUAUAUCGAAACCGUGAUGCUAAUAUCCCUUAUGAUGUGCAAUACUCAGAUAUAGACUACAUGGAUGGAAAGAAAGACUUCACUAUUGAUGAACAGGCUUACCCCCAGCUGGCAGACUUUGCUAAGGACCUGCAUGACAAUGAACAGAAGUAUGUAAUUAUUCUGAACCCUGGCAUCUUCAAGGACCAUAACUAUAAGGUCUACAACAAUGGAAGCAAGAGCAGAGUGUGGAUCAUGAGCUCCAGUGGCUUUGCUGUUGGGGAGGGUUAUCCGGGACAGUCGGUAUUUCCUGACUUUACCAAUCCGUCCUCUACUCUGUGGUGGGCCAGGCAGCUCACUGAAUUUUAUAGACGUCUGGAGUUUGAUGGUGUGUGGAUUGAAAUGGAUGAACUAUCUACGCUUCUCCAAGGUGCCAGUCACCAGUGCGAAUCAAACAACUUGAACUUCCCGCCUUUCACUCCCAGUGUCCUGAACGGCUCCCUGUGGGUAGGAACCCUCUGCAUGGACACAGAGUUUUACUCAGGCCUUCAUUAUGAUGUCCACAGCCUGUAUGGCUACACCAUGUCAAGAGCCACAGAUGUGGCCCUAGGAACUGUCUUCCCUCUCAAGAGGAACUUCAUCUUAUCACGCUCUACUUUUGCUGGGUCUGGCAAGUUUGCUGCUCAUUGGCUGGGAAACAAUGCAGCCACCUGGGAUGAUCUCCGAUGGUCCAUCCCCAGCAUCCUUGAGUUUAACCUAUUUGGCAUCCCCAUGGUAGGGGCAAACAUCUGUGGCUACAGAAACAAUGUUACUGAGGAGCUCUGCACAAGGUGGAUGCAGCUUGGAGCAUUUUACCCACUGUCCAGGAAUCACAAUGGUCCUACCUACAGGGAUCAGGACCCUGCUGCCUUCGGUCCUGACUCUCAGCUGCUGAAAUCCUCAAGACAUUAUCUGAACAUCCGUUAUACCUUACUGCCCUAUCUCUACACUCUCUUCUACCGGGCCCACACACUCGGGGAGACAGUAGCAAGGCCCCUGGUACACGAGUUCUACCAGGACCCAGAGACAUGGAAGAUUCAUGAACAGUUCUUAUGGGGGCCUGGACUCCUUAUCACACCUGUGUUACACGAAGGCAUGAACCAAGUGAAAGCCUAUAUCCCAGAUGCCAUUUGGUACGACUAUGAGACAGAACAAGCCAUCCAAUGGAGGAGACAAUUUGUAGACAUGAUACUACCAAGUGACAAGCUAGGGCUUCACCUUCGAGGUGGCUACAUAUUUCCCACGCAACAGCCAAAUACAACCACAGAGACCAGCCGGAAGAAUCCCUUGGGACUCACCGUUGCCUUGGACUACAAGCGAGAAGCAAAGGGCCAGUUGUACUGGGACGAUGGUGUGUCUAAAGGCACAGUGUUAGAAAGGAAGUACAUUCUGUAUGAUUUUUCUGUUACAUCCAAUCGUUUACAGGCAAAAAUAAUAAAUAAUAAUUAUGUGGAUCCCAAUGAGCUCAUGUUCACUGACAUCAGAAUCUUGGGGAUGGAUAAAGAGCCAACUGGUCUUAAUGUCUUAUUUAAUGGCAAUGUCAUCCCCAUUUUAAGCUACAACUACGAUGCUUCAACAAAGGUGUUGGUCAUCGAUAACCUCUCAGGAUUAAAGCUGGGACAAGAAUUUUCCAUUGAGUGGACUCUUGUAGUCAGCGACCUGGAGAAGUUUAACUGCUACCCCGAGGAUCCUGCAGUCUCUGAGGAGAGCUGCAAGCAGCGUGGGUGCCUCUGGGAGCACACAGCUACUCCUGGAGUGCCUACCUGCUUCUACGACACAAUUCCCCAGUAUGCUGCCAGUAACAUUCAGUACCAGCCCACAGGUAUCACCAUGGACCUGAACCUCCUGGAAGACUCAGCAUCUGCCCGGGCAGCAGCAGCUCCAAGCGUUGUCUCUGAUCCUCUUUCUGGAAAGAUCAGCUCUCUCAAACUGAAUGUGACCUACCAUACAGAAAACAUGCUGCAGUUCAAGAUUUAUAGCUCCACUAACAAGAGAUAUGAGGUUCCAGUACCUCUGAACAUCCCUUCUUCAACAACUGGAUCCUCUGAGAACCGCCUGUAUGAUGUCACAGUUAAAACCAACCCAUUUGGACUCGAAAUUAGACGGAAGAGCUCCGGUACUGUGAUUUGGGAUUCUCAGCUCCCUGGCUUCACCUUCCGAGAGAUGUUUCUUUCCAUUUCAACUCGACUCCCAUCUGAGUACAUCUAUGGCUUUGGGGAAACGGAGCAUGAAUCUUUCAAAAGAAACAUUAAUUGGAACACGUGGGGAAUGUUUGCUCGGGAUGAGCCACCAGCGUACAAGAAGAAUUCCUAUGGUGUUCACCCUUACUAUAUGGCAUUGGAAUAUGAUGGCAAUGCCCACGGAGUACUCCUGUUGAACAGCAAUGCCAUGGAUGUGACUUUGCAGCCUACCCCUGCCCUGACAUACCGCACCAUAGGAGGCGUUCUGGACUUCUACAUGGUUCUGGGGCCAACACCUGAACUUGUAACUCAGCAAUACACGCAGUUGAUUGGUCGGCCAGCCAUGACUCCAUACUGGGCCUUAGGUUUCCAGCUGAGUCGCUAUGGAUACCAGAGUGAUGAUGAAAUUGCCAGUUUGUAUGACGCAAUGGUGGCAGCCCAGAUUCCUUAUGAUGUCCAGCAUGUAGACAUCGAUUACAUGGACCGGAAGUUGGACUUCACCCUCAGCCCCAGCUUUCAAAAUCUCAGUGUCGUGAUUAAUCACAUGAAGACCAACGGCAUGAGGUUUAUUCUCAUUCUGGACCCAGCCAUUUCUGGCAAUGAGACACACUAUCUAACAUUUACUCGAGGACAAGAAAACAAUGUGUUCAUCAAAUGGCCUGACUCCAACGACAUUGUCUGGGGCAAGGUGUGGCCAGAUUUGCCCAAUGUAAAUGUGGACGAAUCCCUUGGCCAGGAAUCUCAAGUCAAGCUGUACAGGGCCCACGUUGCUUUUCCUGACUUCCUGCGCACCAGCACAGCCGCAUGGUGGAAGAAGGAGAUCGAGGAGCUCUAUUCAAAUCCCCGGGAGCCAGAGAAGAGCUUGAAGUUUGAUGGGCUGCGAAUCGACAUGAAUGAACCUUCAAACUUCGUGGAUGGAUCUGUCGAGGCCUGCCGCAACGAAAUUCUCAACAAACCGCCCUACAUGCCAUAUUUGGAGGCCAGAGACAGGGGCCUGAGCAGCAAGACUCUGUGCAUGGAGAGUGAGCAGAUCCUUCCAGAUGGUUCCCAGGUGCAGCACUAUGAUGUGCACAGCUUGUAUGGGUGGUCCCAGACCAGACCCACCUAUGAAGCUGUUCAGGAGGUGACAGGAGAGAGAGGGAUCGUCAUCACGCGCUCCACGUUCCCCUCUUCUGGACGCUGGGCAGGACACUGGCUGGGAGACAACACCGCUGCCUGGGACCAGCUGGGGAAAUCCAUCAUUGGCAUGAUGGAGUUCAGUCUCUUUGGGAUACCUUAUACAGGAGCAGACAUCUGUGGGUUCUUCGGAGACGCUGAAUAUGAGAUGUGUAUCCGCUGGAUGCAACUGGGAGCCUUUUACCCCUUCUCCAGGAACCACAACAAUGCCGGGACUAGGAGACAAGAUCCCGUGGCCUGGAAUUCUACCUUUGAGGAGUACUCAAGAAAAGUGCUGCGGAUCAAAUACUCCCUGCUGCCCUAUCUCUACACCCUGAUGCACAAAGCUCACACCGAGGGCAGCACCGUCAUCCGACCUCUUCUCCACGAGUUCACAGACGACAACACAACAUGGGACAUAGACCAACAGUUCAUGUUGGGCCCGGCUAUCCUGAUCAGCCCCGUUCUGCAAAGUAACACAUUUGAGAUCCUUGCUUAUUUCCCCAGAGCCCGGUGGUAUGACCAUAGCACGGGAUCUGGCCAAGAAUCUAUAGGUGAGAGGAAAUUAGUGGCCGCUCCUCUGGACCACAUCAACCUUCAUGUCAGAGGAGGCUACAUCUUGCCUUGGCAAGAACCUGCAAUGAACACUUACUACAGUCGACAGAAUUUUUUGGGGUUGACUGUAGCUUUGGAUGAUGAAGGGAAGGCUGAAGGACAGCUGUUUUGGGAUGAUGGACAAAGCAUCGAUACAUAUGAAAAGGGAAAUUAUUUCUUGGCUAACUUUAUAGCAACACAGAACACCUUGAAAAUCCAGGUCCUACAUAAUCAGUAUCUGAGUGGCUCAAAUCAACUGAAAGUUGGAUAUAUUAGAAUAUGGGGUUUAAAUUCCUCUUAUGUGGUACAUGUCAGUUGUACCUACAACAACCAGCAAUUCACUGAGACCAAUUUCACAACUGAGCCCUACAAUCAGAGACUAACAAUUCAAUUGACUGAAAAGAACAUGAAACUCGAAGAGCUGACUGAGGUUGUUUGGGUUUACGGAGAUCCUGCACUUCCCACACCAAAUACAACCAGUGUAUUUCCCACAAGUCCUCACCCAACUUCAUCUAGCACUGAAAAUGCAACCAGUUCUGCUCUCAUAAGUACACCUGAAAUAGCAAGUACUUUCACAACUACACUUCCUAACACAACUACACCUUUCCCUACGAGUCCUCCUAGUACUAACACUAGUGAUAUAACUCCAUACAUAACCACAACUCCUGAACCAACUACUGUUGACAAUACAACAGCUACCACAUUUCCUAAUAUAACUACACCUUUCCCUACAAUUCCUUCUACUACGAACAGUAGUGAUAUAACUCCAUUCACAACCACAACUCCUGAGGCAACUACCAUUGAUAAUACAACUAACUCCACAUUUCCUGACAUAACCACAACUCCUGAAAUAACUACUGUUGAGUAUACAACUGGCACCACAUUAACUAACAUAACUACACCUUUCUCUACAAGUUCUCCUGCUGUUAACAGUAGUGACAUAACUCCAUUCGCAACCACAACUCCUGAGGCAACUACCAUUGACAAUACAACUAACUCCACAUUUCCCAACAUAACUACACCUUUCCCUACAAGUAUUCCUACUGUUAACAGUAGUGAUAUAACUCCAUUCACAACCACAACUCCUGAAACAACUACCAUUGACAAUACAACUAACUCCACAUUUCCUGACAUAACCACAACUCCUGAAAUAACUACUGUUGAGUAUACAACUGGCACCACAUUAACUAACAUAACUACAUCUUUCCCUACAAGUUCUCCUACUGUUAACAGUAGUGAUAUAACUCCAUUCGCAACCACAACUCCUGAGGCAACUACCAUUGACAAUACAACUAACUCCACAUUUCCCAACAUAACUACACCUUUCCCUACAAGUAUUCCUACUGUUAACAGUAGUGAUAUAACUCCAUUCACAACCACAACUCCUGAAACAACUACCAUUGACAAUACAACUAACUCCACAUUUCCCAACAUAACUACACCUUUCCCUACAAGUUCUCCUGCUGUUAACAGUAGUGACAUAACUCCAUUCAUAACCACAACUCCUGAAGUAACUACCAUUGACAAUACAACUAACUCCACAUUUCCCAACAUAACUACACCUUUCUCUACAAGUUCUUCUACUGUUAACAGUAGUGACAUAACUCCAUUCAUAACCACAACUCCUGAAGUAACUACCAUUGACAAUACAACUAACUCCACAUUUCCCAACAUAACUACACCUUUCUCUACGAGUUCUCCUACUGUUAACAGUAGUGACAUAACUCCAUUCACAACCACAACUCCUGAAACAACUACCAUUGACAAUACAACUAACUCCACAUUUCCCAACAUAACUACACCUUUCUCUACAAGUUCUUCUACUGUUAACAGUAGUGAUAUAACUCCAUUCACAACCACAACUCCUGAAGCAACUACUGGUGACAAUACAACAGGUACCACAUUUCCCAAUAUAACUACACCUUUCUCUACAAGUUCUUCUACUGUUAACAGUAGUGGCAUAACUCUAUUCACAACCACAACUCCUGAAGCAACUACUGGUGACAAUACAACAGGUACCACAUUUCCCAAUAUAACUACACCUUUCUCUACAAGUUCUUCUACUGUUAACAGUAGUGGCAUAACUCUAUUCACAACCACAACUCCUGAAGCAACUACUGGUGACAAUACAACUAACUCCACAUUUCCCAAUAUAACUAUACCUUUCCCUACAAGUUCUUCUACUGUUAACAGUAGUGACAUAACUCCAUUCACAACCACAACUCCUGAAACAACUACCAUUGACAAUACAACUAACUCCACAUUUCCCAACAUAACUACACCUUUCUCUACAAGUUCUCCUGCUGUUAACAGUAGUGACAUAACUCCAUUCACAACCACAACUCCUGAAACAACUACCAUUGACAAUACAACUAACUCCACAUUUCCCAACAUAACUACACCUUUCCCUACGAGUUCUCCUGCUGUUAACAGUAGUGACAUAACUCCAUUCAUAACCACAACUCCUGAAGUAACUACCAUUGACAAUACAACUAACUCCACAUUUCCCAACAUAACUACACCUUUCCCUACGAGUUCUCCUGCUGUUAACAGUAGUGACAUAACUCCAUUCACAAUCACAACUCCUGAGGCAACUGCCAUUGACAAUACAACUAAUUCCACAUUUCCCAACAUAACUACACCUUUCCCUACGAGUUCUCCUGCUGUUAACAGUAGUGACAUAACUCCAUUCAUAACCACAGCUCCUGAAGUAACUACCAUUGACAAUACAACUAACUCCACAUUUCCCAACAUAACUACACCUUUCCCUACAAGUUCUCCUGCUGAUAAUAGCAGUGAUAUAACUCCAUUCACAACCACAGCUACUGAAGCAAGUACUCUUGACAAUGUAACUAAUACUAUAUUUGUUUCCUCCAAUAACUAUAACUCUCCCUGAGAGUCCUUAUGUUGUUAGCACUAGUGCUGUGAUUCCGGUCACAAGGAUAGGUACUGAAACAGGUACUGAAAACUCUACGGUAGUGACAUGGUCUCAUUCAAGGGUCUAGUGCAGUGGCUCUCAACUUUCCAAAUUCUGUGACCAUUUAAUAGAAUUCCUCAUAUUAUGGUUACCCUCAGUGAUGAAAUUAUUUUGUUGCUACUUCACAAUGUAGUUUUGUUGCUGUUAUCAAUCAUAAUGUAAGUUGUCUGAUAUGUGACUCCUGUGGAGGUUGAUACCCACAGAUUGAGAGCCAUUGAUAGUGCCAGAACACCACCCAAUCCAGGAUUAUUACCUCAGAUACCUCUUUGAAACAAAGCUACAGAAAUUUGUGAAUAGACUUAGGAAUACUUGGCUUCCAAAAAUAGUUUUUGUCUCAUCCAAGCAGUAUGGAUACUCCAAGAACUCCAACAAUUAUAGGUGUUCCAAACCUAACUUCUACCAAAGAAGGUAUGCAUGCUGCUCAUGAUGUCUGAAUGCAUGCCACAAUUAUCUCUAAUGCUAGCUAUUAUAUCUAUGACCCUACUGGUUAAAUGACACGUAUGUCCAUGUCCUUCACUUGUAAUCAUAGUCCCAAACCAGAGCACAUUCUGUGACUUCUAUUGCUGCAGUUUUUUGUUAUAGUCUCUCUCCUACUGUUUUCUUGUGUUGCAAGUUCUAAUCCAAUAUUCGAGACAUUGCAGAUUCUUUAACUAAUGUUAUGAAAAGUAGCAUUUUAUUUUCCGAUAGAUUUUUCCAAAUAUUCUAUCUUGGCUGUUUCUGCAGUAGCUUACUAUCAUACACACUAAUACCAUUAUUGCUUUCAAAGGAAUUACAACUGCUGAUAUAUAUAUAUAUAUAUCUCAAAUCCACUGAAGUCAUUAAAUUAUAGACAUAGCAAUUUUACUAUCAAAGAAAAUAUAUAUAAGAUUAUAGGUGCUAAAAAUGCAAGUUCCCUAACCUUGCAAUAAUAAUAAUAGCAGUUUGAUAAGUGUUAGUGAUACACUACAGCUUUCAUAAGCAUAGAUUGAGCCUUUCUCAUCUCAAAUUAUUGGGACUAAAAGUGUUUCAGAUUUUAUAUUUCAUGUUUCUGAACAUUUGCAUUUGCAGAGUGAUAUAUCCAAUCUAAAAUUAAAUUAAUGUUCAUUUAUACUCUAGACACACACAGCUGAAAGACUACUUCAUUUUACAUUUAAAGUAAUUGUAUGCAUAAAACAAAGUUCAUGGUGUGAUAUUUUCCACUCGUGUCAUUAUGUUGGUACUCAAAAUGUGUUAUAGUUUUGCAAUAGGAAUACUCGACCUGUACUUGUUUUUACAGAUAUCAAACUGCUCUAGAAUUUUGAAAUCACUCUUAUGAGCUACUUUUAUGUCCUUACUGUUCCCACUAAUGACUAACUGCGAUGUGUCUACAAACUAGAACUUAUCCAGACAGAGGUAAGACUGUAGGUAUAGCCUCAGGAGGCAGUGUAUUCUGGAUUGGAGUUUAGAAUCAUAGUUACCUAUCCUUUUACUUUGUUAUUUUAUUGUUCAGUCUCUCCCUUGGUAUGUUAGAGUUUCCUGAAUGGCUCUGAUCUUUCAUAUACAAAUUUACCGCUCAUCUUUGACCUACUGCUUCUUUAGAUCACUCCGUAACCUGGUAAAUAGACCCAUAGAUAUUACCAAAUCUAACCAGUUGGGCACUAUUGAAGGUUUGAGCAGUAUUCUCAAAAUGUCGUUAUGAAAUCUGUGGGUGCCCCGGAUUCUUUGUAAAGUCAAUAGCAUCCAACCUGUUUUCAUAAUAUCAAGUUGUUAUUUGUUAUUUUCAUUCUUGUCUCUUACUGCAACAUAGAGGCAUUUUUCAGAGACUUCAGUGUAGCAUUGCAAUAGACAGCUAUAGAAGCAGCUGUGAAGAAGGUGCUUUUGCUGUUAAGAUGUUGGAAAGACUCACAAAAUGUAAAACAAUACCAUUCUUCUUACUCUUUGUUUUUACUUUGGAAAAUGUACCUAUUUUUCACAAAGAUAUUAUUUAUGUUAACAUGUAGUGAAUAUAUUGUUAUUUUAACUAAUGAAAAUAAAUAUUUAUAAAAUA